Messenger RNA from Closterium sp. NIES-67, 1296 nucleotides. NCBI's taxonomy places the organism in Eukaryota, Viridiplantae, Streptophyta, Zygnematophyceae, Desmidiales, Closteriaceae. The record is from the annotation of a GenBank genome assembly.
CACCCCCUUAUGCAAAAUGCAAGCUGCAUUCGACCAACUGAAGAUCGCCCUCACAUCGCCGCCCGUCCUUCGCAUCUCCGAUCCUGACCGCCCAUACGAAGUCAUCACUGAUGCCAGCAAUAUCGCCAUCGGUGCAGUUCUCCUACAUGAUUUCAGCGACGGAUUACAGCCGGUCGCCUACGAAUCACGAAAGCUGCAGGGCGUGGAAAAAAACUAUACGGUACACGACAAGGAAAUGCUGGCGAUCGUCCACGCGUUCAAGACUUGGCGGUGCUACCUGAAAGGCGUUGACGUCACUGUGCGAACUGACCAUAAAUCCCUCCAGUACCUGCGAGCCCAACCGAAUCUCAACCCGCGACAGAUCCGAUGGCUCGAUUUCCUCGAGUCGAAUUUCUACUACACCAACACCUACAAACGGGGCGCCAAUAAUAUUGCCGAUGCCCUGACUCGACCCACUGCCCAUGCAGUCGCCAUACUAGUCGCCCAUACCCACCCACUAUUUACCGGACUAUUUACGCACGGCUACAAAAUCUACCCCUUCUUCCGCUCUGCUAUUCAUCAACAGCAUACCACCGCCAACGGACACUAUUUUAAUAAGCGAAUCCCACGACAACCCUACCUCCGAGCAUUUCGGAGUCGACAAAACUAUGAAGACGUUGUAGUGCAAUUAUUAUUGGCCGAACAUGGCCGACGACGUGCGCAAGUACGUGUCCUCCUGCACCACCUGCCAGAUCAUGAAAUCAUCCCAUCAGUAAGCAGCCGGACUACUACAGCCGUUAGAUCUGCCCGAGCGACCCUCGCAACAGAUCACGAUGGACUACGUGACAGGACUGCCGGCCGGUCCCAGCGGAAAAUGACGCCAUCCUCGUGGUCGUUGACCGACUCACGAAAAUGGCGCACUUUAUCGCCUGCCAACAGAAAAUCACGGCUGAGCAAAUUGCCCAACUGUUCAUCACCAACGUCAUUCGACUGCACAAACUGCCUACCGCCAUUAUUUCAGACCGAGACCCGAAAUGCACAUCGAAUUUCUGGCGCCACCUGUGGGACCAAUUGGGCUCCAAACUACAAUUUUCCUCCGCCUACCACCCACAGACCGAUGGGCAGACCGAACGAGUCAACCAAGCUAUGGAACAACUCAUUCGGACUACCUGCACUGACCCAUAGACAUGGGAGCAAUCCCUUCCGCUGUUGGAAUUCGCGUAUAAUAACGCGCCCUCUGCCACAACCCAUCAAUCCCCAUUUCCCUGAAUUACGGACAGGACCCCGUGGGUGAACUGUAGCUGUGUCGCGGGUCCC